This is a messenger RNA of Melopsittacus undulatus (budgerigar), 1080 nucleotides long. RefSeq names its product calcium homeostasis modulator family member 6. Gene Ontology annotation, cellular component: plasma membrane. Bases 1 to 894 code for a protein of 297 amino acids. The transcript has 2 exons. Lineage: Eukaryota; Metazoa; Chordata; Aves; Psittaciformes; Psittaculidae. Gene Ontology annotation, molecular function: monoatomic cation channel activity. The record is from RefSeq and is a predicted model, not a curated record.
AUGGACACCUUACGCAGGGUGCUGGAUUUCUGCAUCCGCCACCAGACCAUUCUGGGUUACAGCAUUGUGUCCCUGCUGACAGCUGCUAUUGAAUACAUCUUCUUGGCUGUGGUGUUCAAGUGCCCCUGCAAUUCUGGGAACAUGCUGUAUGGCUCUGUCUUCCUCAUAGUGCCUGCCUUCAUCCUCUUCCUGCUUGGCUACAUGAUGAACCCCAGGAUGUGGCACCUGCUGACUGGCAUCUGCACUCUGAAGAAGAGCUGCAGCUGCAGCCCCUGGGGAACCUGUGCUGGCUGCUUCUGCGUGCUGCUACAGGUGACAGCCAGAGCUGUGGUGGCCCCCCUCACCUGGCUCUCAGUGGCACUUCUCAGAGCCACCUUCUAUGAGUGCAUGGCCAGUGGGAGCAGCCUGAUAAAGAACCUCAUGUGUAAAGAUAAAGGAGCAGAGUGCCAUGAGAUGCUGGUCAAAAUACCCUGUGAUGAGAAGUUAUCGGAGAAGAUAUUGAGUGAAUACCUCAGCCUUCAGGCACAGUCCCAGCUGAUAGGAUGGUUCCUGAUUACCGCCAUCAUGACUGUGGCACUGAUUGCAAAGUGUAUCAGCCGCUGCUGCUCACCAUUUAGCUAUCUUCAGAUCAAGUUCUGGAAAACCUACUUGAAAAACAAAUGGGAGGUCUUUGAGGCCAAGGCUAAAGAGCAUGCAAGCAAGCUGUCAGAAAUAAAUGUGAAUUGCUUUUUUGAAGCCACUGACCCAGCUCCCUUUCAGACCCCCAGCAAUGAAGACUGGCGGAAGAUUUCAUUUUUGUAUGCUUUUAAUUCGCAAGAGCAGCAUUACAGUAUGCUACACAAGUAUAUUAACACAAACAGAGGCAGCAACAAUAGACUUGGGAAAGGAGAUUAGAAUCCCACUGUUUUAGGAUUUGUGAAUGAAACAAUUGCAAGUCAAUCAGGGUUUUAAUGAAACAAAUCCUUUGCAAUACUGGCAAUCUUUCAACCCUAUUGAUACGAGUCUUAUUCUGUGCUCUCAUUGAAAUCUACAUGAAUUGUACUUAAAAGCUAGCAGUUGUAACCCUCAGCAGAUUUGUUU